AUGACCAUAAUCUCAAAUGAUCCCACUUGGUGGCCGCUCAUCCAUGCAUAUCGUUUUUACAGCUAUUUUUCACCGCCUUUGUUGCAGUCAUCACUUACAUUCGGACAAGAGGUAGAAUUGAUCUGGAGACAACGAUGGUCCAUAAUGACAGCUUUGUAUCUUGGUGCGCGUUACCUUGGAAUCUUAUUUUCUGCACUGUGCAUAUUUAGCUGGAUUAUCUACGUUAUAUGCAAUUGGACGGGUGUUGUAGUAUCUGCGAUGCUGUGGGUCAUCAUCAUCACUCGGUUGCAUGCGAUGUAUCAAGGAUCCAGAAAGAUCCUGAUAUUUCUCAUUGUCACCUUCCUGGCUAACAACAUUUUCGACGGAGUAGUCGCCAUAACGACAACGAUGCAUACUUCAGGAGAGGAACUCAUUCUCUCUGGCACUUAUCAGUGCCAGAUUAAUGCUUCUAUGGAAGACAUCAUAUUUCUCAAUUCCAUUACUUGGAUACUCACCACCGCGUGGGAGGUCCUCACGCUAUGUCUCGCAGUCUGGAUUGUGGUAAGACAUUUCCGUGAACUGCAACAACAUUCGACAGGAGGGAUUAUGGAGGACUGUUUCACGGUGUUGAUGAGAACUCACAUCGUUUACUUUGCGAGCUUUGUUGCUGUUUCUUGCUCCCAUCUCAUUCUCAAUUUCUAUCCAACAUUCUUCACGAGUAUUUCCUUGGCCCCUCAGAUUAUUGCUGGGUUUCUUCAGAUUUUUGGGGUCGUACAGAUGUUUGUGUUGGGACCGCGCCUGAUCCUUGGUGUUCGAGAAUACCACGCCAAGCUCGUGGCCGAUUCUGACGUAGCAACUGGUAUGAGCUCAAUCGCUUUCCAAGAGCGCGUGGAAAUAUCGACUGGUAGUGGUGUGUGAUACUCGGUGCAGUCACCGAUUGUCUAGUGCCCUCCAAAGAGCAGGGGAAUUUGCUUUUAUUUAAUCUCACUUUCUUGCAGUAUUGAUCGAAGUUAUUUGGUGUUCCAAAGUAGAUUUCAAGGAGACAUAAA
This is a messenger RNA of Suillus plorans, 1028 nucleotides long. RefSeq lists its product as uncharacterized. NCBI's taxonomy places the organism in Eukaryota, Fungi, Basidiomycota, Agaricomycetes, Boletales, Suillaceae. The transcript has 12 exons. The record is from RefSeq and is a predicted model, not a curated record. Bases 1 to 897 code for a protein of 298 amino acids.